Molecule: messenger RNA, 4713 nt
Organism: Kuraishia capsulata CBS 1993
Lineage: Eukaryota; Fungi; Ascomycota; Pichiomycetes; Pichiales; Pichiaceae
Exons: 1
Coding region: 1-4713 (1570 amino acids)
Biological process (GO): transmembrane transport
Cellular component (GO): membrane
Molecular function (GO): bilirubin transmembrane transporter activity; ATP hydrolysis activity; ATP binding
Source: RefSeq, a predicted model, not a curated record
AUGUCUUUGGUGGAGUCCGGAAUUACACAAUCCGCAUUCGCGGUACGGCUACCAGAGUCCGGGGGCUGUCAAAACUUUAAUCCACUCAUCUCACCGAAGACCAACUCCCUGAACCCCUGUUUUUGGGCACUGGUGGUUUUUGGUGUAGCCGUUGCUGGAGGGGCUGUUUGCAUCGGUCAAAAUAUCAGUCUGAAAUUGACGACGCCGAGAAUCAGGAGAACCUCCCGAAAUCGCUAUGACAUAGCCAAGCUGGGCCUGGUGGGUGUGUAUGCACUGUUGGCGUUGGUUCUCACAAGCCUUGUUUCCUCUAGAGGAUAUGACGAUCACAAGUUUAUGGUGAUAUCUUAUGGAGCUUCGGUUUUGGUGGUGAUAUUUGGGGUUUUUCCUCUCCAUAUUGAAGAAGCUAGGGCUUCGCUAAUACCCUGUGGGUGUUUGCUCCUAUUCUGGGGCUUCCAUAUAAUGAUUAAUUUGGGACUCCUGAUACAGCAAGUAUUUGGAGAAGUUGUGCCGAUUGCGGCUGAUAAUGCUGCACCAGUUCUCGCUGUGCUACUGGUUCUUUCUUCUUCGAUUCUGUUCCUGGAACUGGCUUAUUGGGUAGCCAACGAAAGGCUGGUGGAAGCGUACAAAGCACGAAAAAUGAGUACUAAUAUCCACAACUUGUUCUCUGCGUUGACGUUCUCUUGGAUGAACUUUUUGAUCAAUGAGUGUCACAGAAAACAGACUUUGGAUGACAAGGACAUUCCUAGUCUUCCAGACAUGAUAGAUGCGAACUACUCUUCUUCCAAAAUGAAAUAUUUCUGGAACAAACAGCUCCAACUCAAAAAUAAGAAGGCGUCGCUGCUGAUCGCUCUUAUCCAAUCAUUCUGGAGGGUGGUCUCGAUUGCAUGUUUCUUCGAUUUUUCAGAGAGCGUGAUUUCAUUUGCCCAACCACAACUCCUCAGAUUACUGAUUGCAUACUUCGGUAAAACCACCAAUGAUUAUCCUUUGAUCUAUGGGUUCUCCCUGGCUUUUGCAAUGUUUGUUGUGUCUGUUGCUGAGACAUCAUUACACAACCAGUACUUCAUCAAGACGGUGGAAGCUGGUCUGGGAGCCAGGUCUGCGCUGAUGACCUUGGUGUAUGAAAAAUCGCUCUCAAUUUCUCCUGAGGCUAAGAUGGAGAGGUCAACGGGUGAUAUAGUGAACCACAUGUCUGUGGAUGUGAUGAGGGUUCAGGACAUGACGGAGUAUCUUCAAACGAUGGUAUCCACCCCAACGAAACUGGCCUUGGCAUUAUUCUUGUUGUUCCGUAUACUUGGUCCCUCUACUUGGGGUGGUAUUGUCGUUCUCGCCAUCAUGCUACCAAUCAACUCUUUGCUGGUAAAGCGACUGCGAUCAUUUCACAAGCAACAGAUGAAAUUCAAGGAUAAACGAACUAGUAUUGUAUCCGAGAUCCUGAUGACCAUUAAGAGCAUUAAGCUUUAUGCCUGGGAAAAGCCAAUGCUGGAGAAGCUGUCAGAUGUGAGAAAUAACCAAGAACUGAAAAAUCUCAGCAAGAUCGGUGUUUUUGCUGCCAUAGUCAACUUUGCUUGGACCUGUGUUCCGUUCUUCGUUUCGUGUGUCUCGUUUUCAAUCUACGCUUUGACUUCCUCGGAGCCUUUGACACCAGAAAUCGUGUUUCCUGCUCUAUCCCUUUUCAACUUGUUGAGUGAACCGAUAUUCGAGAUUCCGGCUCUUCUUACUUCCAUGAUAGAGAGCAGCGUUUCCUUGAAUCGGCUAUCGUCUUUUCUCACUGCUGAUGAUAUAGACGAGGAACUGGUGCUGAACCUUCCCAAACAGACUAAUCAUAAAGGAGUCGCUGUAGAAGUCAAAAACUGCACUUUUUUAUGGAGCAAGAACUCACCAUCUUCUGAGGGUGAUGAUGAAGAAGCUGUCGUUGACUCAGAAGCGUCCUCAAAAGUUGCACUCAGAGAUAUCAACUUUACAGCACACAAGGGUGAAUUAUCGUGCAUUAUUGGAAGGGUGGGCUCCGGCAAAUCCACGUUUAUCCAGUCCAUUCUUGGUGAGUUGGCAUGUGUAUCCGCAGAUGUGUAUCUUCCGGCUUCGAUCUCAAUCAGAGGCUCUGUGGCUUAUUGUUCCCAAGUCGCUUUUAUCAUGAAUGCCACUGUCAAAGAGAACAUCUUGUUCGGAGCAAAAUUUGACCAAGACUUUUACGAUAAAACAAUUGCAGCCUGCGAGCUUGUGGCGGAUUUGAGUGUUCUUCCUGAUGGUGAUGAUACGCUCGUUGGUGAGAAAGGAAUCUCUCUCAGUGGAGGCCAGAAAGCAAGGGUUUCCCUCGCCAGGGCUGUCUACGCUCGUGCUGAUGUAUAUCUAUUCGACGAUAUACUGAGUGCUGUUGAUGCUCAUGUGGGACAAAACAUCGUCAAGAAUGUUCUCAGUAACGAAGGUAUACUUCACUCGAAAACGAGGAUACUUGCAACGAACUCGGUCACCAUUCUUCCAACUGCGGAUAAGAUCACGUUGAUAAAGAACAAGUCCAUUUUGGAAACAGGCACAUUCGGGGCUCUCAUGUCUAGCAAAUCUGGUGUAUAUGAAUUGAUAAAGGAGUUUGGAUCAUCUGAGGGUGACGACGAGCCUCUAAGCGUUGAUUUCGACGCAAACUUGACAGAAGGCCAGGAAUCCUCUUCCGUCACAUCUGUUGAUACAUCUUCAUCCGAAUCCUCAAAUGUUUCUCUUGGUUUGGAAAACCACAAAGCGCAAUCGCAUGAGCUCACCAAAGUAUCUUCACACCAAACCCUCAGAAGAGCAUCCAUGGAAUCGGCUCACACUCCUAUUCACAUUCUCCACCAAGAUGAGCAUAAGAAGAAAAAGACCUUCAUCAAGUCGGAAAAGACAAACGCGGGAAAAGUCAAAUGGUCUGUUUAUGGCGAGUAUGCUAAGGCCUGUGGUUUUGACGGCGUUCUUUUGCUGUUGUUCUUCAUGAUAAUGACUACAACGCUUUCGGUGAUGGCCAACUAUUGGUUGAAACAUUGGUCAGAAAACAACGCAGAGGAUGGUGCAAACAGUAGGCCUCUUUGGUUUAUCUCGAUCUAUGCUGUUCUCUGUAUAAGUGCCUCUUUGACUACUUUGUUCAAGUCCAUCACCAUGUGGCUGCUGUGCUCUUUGAGAGGUGCCAGAAAUCUGCACGAUCGAAUGGCCAAAGGUGUUAUAGGUUCACCAAUGGAGUUCUUUGAGACCACCCCUCUAGGCAGAGUAACCAAUAGAUUCUCACACGAUGUAAACCGUGUCGAUGAAAGUUUGGCCAGAAUGUUUGUGAGCGUUGGAGACUCGUUAUUUCGAAUCAUUUUCACUCUCGGAGUGAUUGGCUAUUCGCUCCCCCUCUUUUUGGUAUUCAUGUGUUGUCUUUCUGUGAUCUACUAUUACUACCAGAAAUUCUAUCUCUCUACGAGCAGAGAGUUAAAAAGAAUGACCAGCAAUGCGAGGUCGCCCAUCUACUCCCAUCUUCAGGAAACAAUCAAUGGAACAGAUACUAUCAGGGCUUUUGGAGAGCAGAACCGGUUCUCUUUGCUGAAUAUCGGUAACAUCAACUACUCCAACAAGUCGCUUUACUCCAUGAAGUCAGUGAAUCGGUGGUUGUCCACCAGAUUGCAAUUUCUGGGUUCUGUGAUUAUCUUUGUCGCAUCCUCUCUGGCGAUCGUCUCUCUUACCUCUGCGAACCCUAUGUCGGCUGGAAUGGUAGGUUUGGUGAUGAACUAUGCUUUGAGGGUAACUAACUCUUUCAAUUUCAUUGUGAGAAGAUCGGUUGAGGUCGAAAGCAAUCUCGUGUGUGUAGAGAGGAUGCUGGAAUAUAUCAAUCUUCCCCAAGAGGAAGAUCCCCAAACCGUAUCAGAGUUUCCAUCACCACCUAAAGAAUGGCCAGAGUUCGGAGCUGUUGAGUUUAAGAAUUACUCCGCGAGGUACAGAAAGAACCUAGAUCCUGUUUUGAGAAAUGUGUCUUUAUCAAUCAAGAGUUGCGAAAAGAUUGGAGUUGUGGGAAGAACUGGAGCAGGAAAGAGCACGCUUGCUCUUGCAUUGUUCAGACUCAUAGAACCAGCGGACGGACAUGUGGAAGUUGACCAUCUCAAUACUGGCAAUUUGAAGCUGUUUGACCUGAGAAGGAAACUUAGUAUCAUUCCUCAAGACUCACAGGCAAUAGGUGGAACAGUCAGGAUGAAUCUGGAUCCACUGGGGCAAUAUACCGACGAUCAGCUUUGGUCAGCUUUGGAAAUGGCACAUCUGAAAGAGCAUGUCAUGCAAAUGACCACUACCAAUAAACCCGAUGAUACCCACGAGUUUCCUCAGAACUCAGUUGGACUGGACGCCAAAGUUGCCGAGGGAGGUUCCAAUUUCUCGGUAGGCCAGCGCCAGCUACUUUGUCUGGCUCGCGCAUUGCUAAAUCCUUCAAAGAUCCUGCUGCUGGAUGAAGCUACGGCUGCGGUUGAUGUUCAAACAGACCGCAUUGUACAGGAGACAAUUCGGAGCUCUUUCAAAGACAGAACCAUCAUCACAAUUGCUCAUAGACUAGACACUGUGAUGGACAGUGACAAAAUAGUUGUUUUGGAAACGGGAGAAGUCAAAGAAUUCGACAGUCCUUCUUCUCUACUGAAAGAUAAGACCUCGAAGUUCUACAAAUUAUGCGAAAGUGGAGGUUAUCUCGACCGUUUGGUUGGCGCACACAAGCUCGAUGAGGGGGUUUAG